CCAGAGUUUUGCGGAAGAAGGAACUCACUUGACUUUAAAAACAUUGUAGCGCUUGUUUACAUAUAUAUUUUUUUUAAUUAUCGCCAGCUGAUCAUGUGAUGGUUCUCAGGACUUUAAUCCUUUGACAUAUGAUAGCUAACCCGUCCAACAGGAUCAUUUUAGCUCUGCUCGAAAUGGGAACAUUAGGAGUUUCUCUCGUCUGCUUGAUGCUGCUUGGUGCCAGCAGAGCCAGAUACGAACCGAACUGGGAAUCCAUCGAUUCGAGACCGCUGCCAGACUGGUUCGACCAGGCAAAGUUCGGCAUCUUCAUCCACUGGGGAGUGUUUUCUGUGCCGAGCUUCGGCAGCGAGUGGUUCUGGUGGUACUGGCAGGGACAAAAGCUGAAGCCAUAUGUCGACUUCAUGCAGAACAAUUAUCCCCCAGAUUUCAAGUACCAAGACUUUGCACCACAGUUUACAGCAGAGUUCUUCGAUGCCCAAGAAUGGACGGACAUCUUUGCUUCUUCGGGGGCAAAGUACGUUGUCCUGACCACCAAACACCAUGAAGGCUUCACACUUUGGGGCUCAAAGAACUCCUGGAACUGGAACGCCGCAGACGUAGGACCAAAGCGAGACCUGGUGGAUGAAGUGGCGAGUGCGCUGCACGCUCACAGCGAUCUGCGUUUAGGGCUCUACCACUCUCUCUUCGAGUGGUUUAACCCCCUCUUUAGGCAGGAUGCUGCCAAUGCCUUCACGACCAACUACUUCCCCACCGCUAAGACGCUGCCCGAGCUUUACGAGCUGGUUGUCAAGUACAAACCAGAGGUGGUGUGGUCCGAUGGAGAUGGAGACGCACCUGACAAGUACUGGAACAGCACAGGGUUCUUGGCCUGGCUCUACAACGACAGUCCAGUCCGGGACACAGUGGUGACAAACGAUCGAUGGGGGAAAGGCUCCAUCUGCACACACGGUGGGUAUUACACCUGCUCCGACCGCUACCAGCCAGGACACCUGCUCAAACACAAAUGGGAAAACUGCAUGACCAUUGACACCAAGUCCUGGGGCUACAGACGGAACGCCCCCCUCAGUGACUACCUCGCCAUCGAGCAGCUUGUAGCGACCCUGGUGGAGACGGUGUCCUGUGGAGGAAACCUGCUGAUGAACAUCGGCCCCACACACGACGGCAGAAUCGUCCCGAUCUUUGAGGAGCGUCUGAGGCAGAUGGGUCUGUGGCUGAAGGUCAACGGAGAGGCCAUCUACAACACGACGGCGUGGCGAGCUCAAAAAGACAAUGCCACCACCAACCUCUGGUACACAUUCAGACCUCAGGAGAAGACCAUCUUUGCCAUCUUACUGGAGUGGCCUGAUCAGGGGUCAGUGGUUCUGAGUGAACCCGUCGUUACAUCGGGAGUCACGAAGGUGGAGCUCGUGGGUCACGGCUCCCUGCAGUGGGAGCCAGCUCAGCCCAGUGGGCUAAAGGUUCUCCUGCCUCAGCUGUCCUUCAAACAGAUGCCCUGUGACUGGGCCUGGACCCUGAAGCUGACAGGGGCCUCCUGAAGGAGCCGACAGAGCAGAAGGCUACAAGAUCGUUGCUUUCAUAUUUCAAUCACUAAACUUGUGCCUGACUUGAAAUUUGAGAAAUCGCUGGGGUAUAAAGGAUCGUAUCAUUUUCUACUGGUUGCACUCU
This is a messenger RNA of Nematolebias whitei (Rio pearlfish), 1665 nucleotides long. RefSeq names its product alpha-L-fucosidase 2 (gene fuca2). Gene Ontology annotation, molecular function: alpha-L-fucosidase activity. Lineage: Eukaryota; Metazoa; Chordata; Actinopteri; Cyprinodontiformes; Rivulidae. The record is from RefSeq and is a predicted model, not a curated record. The transcript is spliced from 7 exons. Gene Ontology annotation, cellular component: lysosome. The coding region runs from base 129 to 1535 and encodes 468 amino acids. Gene Ontology annotation, biological process: fucose metabolic process; glycoside catabolic process.